Messenger RNA from Monosiga brevicollis MX1, 3141 nucleotides. RefSeq lists its product as uncharacterized. Bases 1 to 3141 code for a protein of 1046 amino acids. Gene Ontology annotation, molecular function: ubiquitin protein ligase activity. Lineage: Eukaryota; Choanoflagellata; Craspedida; Salpingoecidae. The record is from RefSeq and is a predicted model, not a curated record. Gene Ontology annotation, biological process: protein ubiquitination. The transcript is spliced from 6 exons.
AUGUCUCUGCGUCGCGGGUCAAGCCGCGACCUUUCCUUUCAGUGGUUUGGAAAUCAGGCUGUUUUUCUUGGCCCAGCAGAACUUGCUCUGUAUACCACGGCCUGGAAUGACCAUCUCGACCAGGAGGCCUCAUCCACGUUGAUUGGGCGCUUCGAACAGACGUUUGGCCGCAUCUUGCUGGUGGCGACGUUGUUCAAGCGUUCGCAAAAGCGAAGCAUGCUAACCAUUGCCAAUUGGAAGCGGCGGACAGUCAUCAUCACGGAAACCUGCCUGCUCUACGCUUCAGGCAAUCCCCUGUUGGAAUCCGACGCUAAAAUUCGUGGGCAAGUGGCUUUGGACGCCGUGAUUGAGGUCUCGGCCGUUCCUCCGACCGUCUUUCAUCAAGACUGCAUUGUCCUUGUUCGCCACGAGCACGAUCUUCACAUCGACUGCGAGGGGCUCUCACCCAGCAUCUUCAUCACCGUGCUGACGCGGGCGCAAGGAAAUCAUGCCGCCACGGUGGCGCGUGUGAUUGACAACUACAUCCCUUUUCGUUACGAGGCUUGCAACCCGCGUCCCGCCUCCGAGCUCUCUGUGGUGCAAGCCACCCGCGAACACCUAGGCGCCGAAGCAGGCUUUUACGUGCUUGUUGAUUUGUGCUAUCUCCACAACGUCGAUGACUGGCUGCAAAAGGCCGCCGACGUUACGCGUCUCCUUGCCACCUGCCGCGAAAAGGUGUCUGUGACCAACGUUCCCAACUGGCUCGUCCUUGUGGAGCCCAACCAGGUGGCCGCACUUGAUCCACUCUUCCUAAUUCACGCUGCAGAUACCGAAGACGUUUUGUCAAACUUGGCCAAUCGCUCCGAGCUGCGCGAUUACUUUAUCGAGGCCAUUGCCCGGCGUCAUCUCGGCAAUCUGGACUCAUGGCAGGAGACCUCGACUGGCUCAACGGUCCGCCUCUGGACCUGGGUGGACUAUUUUGGGCUUUGCGGCAUGAGCGAGCGGUCUGAUGAUCCCUAUCGAGCGCUCGAAUUAUCUGGAUUGGCCACCGCCCACAAUGCCAGCACGGAUGAUUGCAUCAAUCUCCUCAUCAGCAGCCAUCAGGUGGAUCCGUGCCCAGGGCUGCUGAAGCUCAACUAUCGCGAAGACUUCAGCCUUCGUCAUCAAGUAGUAGUGCUGGCGCUACGUCAACUACCCGAUGCUGAUCCUGUGCUGGACCCCCUCGCGCGUCCGGCUCUGACCUGGCAAACGCGCGCCGAGAGUUUUGAGUGCGAGCGUACUUGGUUGCACCGCGUGUUCAGGCGUUGGCAAGACGCGUUGGGGUUUGACGACAGCGUUGAAGAGGAACUGCUGCCUUUUUUUCGAGAACAGCUCGCGCCUUCGGAAAUGCUCUCCGGUACCUUGCUCGGACUUCUUUCGGCCGGCUUUACCCAAGUGGCCCUGCGCGAAGAGCAUGCCUGCUUAGUCCGGUGUGUGCAGCGGAUGGUGCGCCACGCGUGGGGUCGUGCUCAAGCACGGUUUGGUGAGGACAAGGGCGCCGUGGAUACGGAGGCCCUCAGCGAUGUACUCGACACUGAGAGCGGAGCGCUUCUAGACAUGGCAGUGAUGGCACUGUGCGGUGCGACCACGGCCCCGGAGCUGCCUCAAAACCUAUGCCAGAGCCUGGUUCGAUUGGCCUGGUUGAUUGCUUUGGACGCGGCUCAGGACGCGCAGGACCAUGCGCGGUUGUUGCUGUUGGCACUCGCGCUGGUCGAGGUCCGUCUUUCAGCGCGCACGCAUGCUUGGGCUGCAUAUCUUGAUCGGUGGGCACAGGACGCUACCAUUCUCGACUUUCUGGCGGCGCUGCUCGAAGCACACAAUCUUCCAGCAUUGCACCUACCCUGCCACGAGUUUCCCGCCACCACCCGCUUGCCUGAUGACACGGUGGGCAUGGCAGUCCGAGACCUGGUGAUUAUGCUCAACGGCCAACUGCCCGUACCUGAGGUGGUGCCCGAACUGGACGUGGCACUGGGUCCCCCGGUCGACUGGCAUCGUUGCGCCCUCGUCUUUGGGGCGGCAGUUACCGAGGACGACGGCGAGAGUUUUGGCUUUGAGGCUGCCGAAGCUGAGGUUGACAUCAUGGCGACCGCAUCUGGUCCAGCGGCGCCGGUCAGUGCAUCCUCCCCAGAAACCCAGGGGCAGUCGCCAUCUGGGCUGUCGAAUGCGGCUCGUUGGCUCUGCUUUGAACAUGAAUACGGGCCUGCUCUGCCUGAUGUGCCAACGGGGAUUGAUGUAUAUGGAGAAAACACGGAUGCCAACACUGAUGCCAACGUGGGAUUUGACUGGGCGGAAGAGCUUGCAAACGGAGUCCUUCAGGUGGAUGAGGAUGACUGCAGUGAUGAUGAUGGAAGCACGGGUGAGCCGUACACGUACGAGCUGAUGGACGCCGCCGACUUUCUCGCUGAGGAGUAUGAACGAGAUCUGGAUCUGCAUCGUCGUGGCUUCGUUCGCCGUCAAGGCCACCGUACCAAGGCCAUCCGGAGUGAAGAUCGUGCGGAUCGCCGCGCGCGCCGUCGUCGUUUGGUCCCGGCAUCUCGCUCACUGCCAUUCUUGGCGACGUUUCAGCGCCGCCAUGCUCGCUCCAUUCAGAAGCAGGCUGCUGCCCCCGAUGUGCUGGCAGCAGCGCCAGCACAAGACUGGGCCAAAGGGACAUGCCACUCUCGACCGCGAAACACUGCAAACACUCCAGAAUGGGAUCAGCCAUUGCCUCCAGUUGCCCCAGUCCUUCCCGCAGCUCUGCGAGCCCACGUUCUGCAGGCCAACGCUGCGCGCACGGCCCGCGACAAGCUUCUUCAGGACCUGCAGUAUCGAGACAUUACCCCCGAGGACUAUGAGCUACUAUUAGAACUGGACGAGCAGCUGCCCAAGACAACGGCAGACCCAGCCUUGUUGGCUGGGCUCGUCGUUGUUUCCUUUGCCGCCUUGAGCGAUCACGCCUCGUCAAAGCCGAUUGAUUGUAGCAUUUGCAUGGAGGCAUAUACGGAUAGUAGCGCCGUGGUGGCGCUCCCCGCCUGUCAUCACGUGUAUCACGAGGCCUGUAUUCGAACUUGGCUGGAGGCGUAUGGCGCCAAAUGUCCUCUUGACAACCGUUCCGUUGAGCCUAUGACCAUGGGCGCAGUUUAA